UGUAGUAAAGGUGGAAGGUGAAUUCAAAUUGGAGAAGGAGGUCAGAAGUACCAUACCAUCUCGAAUGAAGCGUUUCUCAACUUUAGAGGUAAAAAUGGGCAAGUCUCUUACUGUGCGAGGCCACACCAUAGUUCUCACAAAUCAAAAGCCCUCUAUUGUCCAAAAUGAAGGGUCAGAUGAAGAAACGGCCGCCUCCUGCAAUCAUGUCACGGUUUGUGAAGCUGAAGGCCAAGAUGAGGAAGUGGAAACGGCCGAGGCCCCGAAAACACUCGAAGAUGGAGGUCAGUCCACAGUCGAUGAUCUAAAAGAGUUGAGUCUUGGCACUCCAGAUGAGCCACGGCCAAUUUUUGUCAGUGCAUUGCUCACCCACGCAGAAGAAAAAAGCGUAUCUUGAGCUACUCAUGGAGUAUAAAGAUGUCUUUGCAUGGAGCUAUAAAGAGAUGCCCGGGUUAGAUCCAAGAGUGGUAGUACAUCGUUUAGCCAUAAAGAAAGGGGUUUCAUCAAAGAAGCAGCCUCAAAGACGCUUUCGACCUGAGUUAAUACCUGAAAUUGAAAAUGAAGUUAAUAAGCUCAUCGAUGCAGGUUUCAUUCGUGAAGUCAAAUAUCCUACAUGGAUCGCAAAUAUUGUCCCUGUGAGGAAGAAAAAUGGUCAGUUGCGUGUAUGCGUAGAUUUCAGGGACCUGAAUGAUGCGUGUCCCAAGGAUGAUUUCCCGUUGCCAGUCACUGAAAUAAUGAUUGAUGCUACGACCGGUCAUGAAGCCUUGUCUUUCAUGGAUUGCACUGCAGGAUAUAAUCAGAUCCUGAUGGCACCAGAAGAUCAAGAAGCAACAGCUUUUCGCACACCAAAAGGCAUAUUCUGCUAUAAGGUGAUGCCCUUUGGCUUAAAAAAUGCAGGAGCCACCUAUCAACGUGCAAUGCAAAAGAUCUUUGAAGACAUGAUGCACAAGACGGUUGAGUGCUAUGUUGAUGAUCUUGUUGUCAAAUCAAAGAAGCGAGGCGAUCAUUUACUUCACUUGCGUAACGUGUUUGAGAAAUUGCGUAGGUAUCAGUUGAAGAUGAAUCCUAUGAAGUGCGCAUUUGGGGUCACCUCUGGAAAGUUCUUGGGAUUUGUUGUGAGACAUAGGGGAAUUGAGAUUGACCAAUCCAAGAUCAUAGCAAUCCAAGACAUGCCACCUCCACGAAACCUUAGAGAAUUACGCGGACUCCAAGGAAGACUAGCCUACAUCCGACGCUUCAUCUCAAACCUAGCUGGGCGAUGCCAUCCCUUCAGUCAUCUUAUGAAGAAAGGUGCUCCAUUCGAAUGGGACGAGUCAUGUCACAGGGCCUUCGAAAGCAUCAAGAAGUACUUAUCUACACCUCCAGUCUUGGGGGCACCAGUUCCAGGAAAGCCUCUAAUUCUCUACAUCGCAGCUCAAGAAAGAUCAUUGGGGGCAUUAUGUGCACAAGAAAACAAUGAAGGUAAAGAGAAAGUAUACUACCUUAGUCGAACAUUAGUGGGCGCAGAACUGAAUUAUUCUCCCAUUGAAAAGAUGUGUUUAGCCUUGAUUUUUGCCAUUCAAAAAUUGAAGCAUUACAUGCAAGCACACACCGUGCGGAAGGCGAUUAAGGGGCAAGCUUUGGCGGAUUUCUUGGCGGAUCAUCCAACCCCGUCAGAUUGGGAACUCUCAGACGAUUUACCUGGAGAAGAAGUCUUCUAUAUCGACAUCUUGCCACCAUGGGAAAUGUACUUUGAUGGCGCUGCGCGACAAGAUGGUGCUGGCGCUGGAGUGAUUCUUAUUUCACCUGAAAAACAUAUCCUCACGUACUCCUUUGUUCUUACCGAGCUUUGUUCCAAUAAUGUCGCUGAGUACCAGGCGCUUAUUUUUGGACUUCAAAUGGCCAAAGAAAUGGAGAUCCAGGACCUGGAUGUUAUGGAGAUUCCAAAUUGGUGA
Messenger RNA from Beta vulgaris subsp. vulgaris (sugar beet), 1931 nucleotides. Its product is annotated as transposon Tf2-1 polyprotein. The transcript is spliced from 2 exons. The record is from RefSeq and is a predicted model, not a curated record. Gene Ontology annotation, molecular function: nucleic acid binding; RNA-DNA hybrid ribonuclease activity. Bases 330 to 1931 code for a protein of 533 amino acids. Lineage: Eukaryota; Viridiplantae; Streptophyta; Magnoliopsida; Caryophyllales; Amaranthaceae.